UCAUUUUCCAUAAUUGACAUCAUUGUGAAAAGAAACAUUUCUGGACAAAGCUAACAAAGGACAACGACCAAACAGAGUCGAAAUCAACCGCCGUUGAAUAGCACCAGCGCCACCGAGAACGGCGGACGAACGGUGGCAAAAUCCAUCUUCUACUUUCUGUAAAACAGCAUCAUUUAACAGAAAUCAACUUUACGUAACAGCCAUUUUGUUAUUCAGGGAUUUAGAGAAGCUUUUCAAAGGUGUGUUAGAUUUGAGUCACCUUGUGCAAUGGAAGAUCAGAAUAAUUUCCCAAACCCAACCUCAAACUCUGAUCAAUCCUUAGAUCCAGCUGUUGAAAAGAAGCGCCAAGCAAUGAUCGAACGCCUCUCUAAUCGCCACCAAGCCCGUGUUCAGAGCAAAGACUCGGAUUCAUCCCCGUCGUUUGAGUCAACUGAAACAUUCCUUGCUCGGUUUUCUGAGCUCAAGCAAUCAAUUACAUCUGAAAUUGAUCAAAUUGAACAAGCCCUUGAGUCUUUCACCAAAGGGGACCUUGAUAAUGUUUCUGCUCUUAUCAACGACCUCGAGAAGCUUCUUGCAGAAAAUUCCUACCACUUGCCUUCCUACGAAGUCCGUGCCUCUCUCAAGAUUAUCUCUGAAUUGAGGGAGUCCCUCGAUAACGUGUCGGUCAAAAUGGUACCCAAGAAAAAAUUCUCUUUCAGAAGCAAAGUUGCGAAGCAGAAACAACCAGUUGUGGCCAUUGUUGAGGAACCCAAAGUGGUUUCAAGUGAUAAAGCUUGUAUUAUGUUGGACACCCCGGGUUUUAGAAACAGAGAAGGAGAGGUUCUGGUGGAGAAUUUAAAGGGUAAGAACAUGGGUGAGUUCACAUUGUCAAACCUCGGUUCUUGUGAGGUGAGACUGAUAGGUAGGCCGAGGGCAAUUUUCAUUCACCGGUUAAGGAAUUGCAAAGUUUAUGCCGGGCCUGCUCUGGGCUCAGUGCUGAUAGAUGAUGUUGAAGGGUGUGUUUUCGUGUUGGCAUCGCAUCAGAUAAGGAUUCAUAAUGCUAGGAGAUGCGACUUUUAUUUGAGGGUGCGGAGUCAUCCCAUUAUUGAGGAUAGUAGUGAGGUGAGAUUUGCUCCCUAUUGUUUGCAUUACGAUGGGAUCGAGGAAGAUUUAACGGAGUCAAGACUUGAUGAGGAGACUGGGAGUUGGGAAAACGUUGAUGAUUUUAAGUGGUUGCGUGCUGUGCAGUCUCCUAACUGGUCUGUUCUUCCAGAAAAUGAACGAAUUAGCUCGUUGCGUGUAUCAACUGCUGAUAGCUGAUGUGCAGAAUGCUAUUGAUACACUUCAAGAUUUACAAUUCAUGUGACCUUCACCUCUAUCAAAGAUGCAGAAUCAGUAAAGACUGUUAUGCACUUCUGUUCAUUGAUUAAUAGGGGUCGGGUCAACGGGUCAGAUUUGGUUUUGGUUUCGGGUUGUGUCAAAAAUAUCGGAAAUAUUGUAAACAUAAUAUUACUACAAAAUAUGGUAAAUGGCUCUAAUCGGGUCGAUUUCAAGUACUUCGAGGUCGGUUCAGUUCGGGUUUCUCUCGGUAACUUUAGGCCGGAUACGAGUCGGGUUAUCGGGUCGAAUCAGGGAUUGUCAGCCGUUAUGUUUGGGGCAUGGUGAAGGAUGAAACCAAUGACAUGUUAUCUUUAUUUAUUUACUUUGGUAUUGUAGCUGCUAAUUAGCUACCUAAAUUAGUAAAUUCUUGGGGAUUGGGUACUGAAAUUUCCGAUCGAGUUUUGUACAUCCAUAUGACUGUCCCUUGUUGUCUAUAG
Molecule: messenger RNA, 1796 nt
Organism: Spinacia oleracea (spinach)
Lineage: Eukaryota; Viridiplantae; Streptophyta; Magnoliopsida; Caryophyllales; Amaranthaceae
Product: tubulin-folding cofactor C
Exons: 3
Coding region: 268-1299 (343 amino acids)
Biological process (GO): post-chaperonin tubulin folding pathway; tubulin complex assembly
Cellular component (GO): cytoplasm
Molecular function (GO): tubulin binding
Source: RefSeq, a predicted model, not a curated record